UGUCUCAGUGGGUGGGGACGGUCAUUCGUCAGCUUUCUGGACACAGAGACCUACAGGAUGGAUUUUCUCCGGCUCCAUCUCCCUGGGCUGCAUCAGGCCUUGAGGGGGGCAUUGGAUUCCCUCAGCACCUUCGUCUCCUACCUUAUGGGCGAUGAGGUCCCCACUGCAGAGAGGAGGGAGGCGAGGGCAGCUGAGGAACUGGGGGAGGUGGCUGCAGGAAGGCCAGAGAAGACUGAAGAGAAGGAAGCCCAGGAGGCCUUUGAGGGCCUUGGAGGCAGCCAAAGCAAGGAGGGUGGAGGGCUGAGAGGGCCUGGAGAGGCUGCAGGAUGCCAGGAGGGAGGUUCAGCUACAAAACAGACCUGGGGUUGGGAAGAAGGCAGCUGCCAUGGGUCUCAAGAAAAUAAGCAGGACACUGGGGCUUUGGAAGCAGCCAAAGCUGCCAGGUGCCAGGCGCCAAGUGCCCACUUAGAGGCCACAAAGACGUCCAGGGCAGGGUCUAAGGCUGAUCCAGACAACGGCAGCCAAGCGGAGAAGAGUCAAGGGCCCAAUGAGCAGGAAGCGAAGAGAGAGGAGACACUGAGAACCUGGGAACAGGAGGAGGAGGCGGAAGAGAUCAGGGAAAGAAAACCAUGGGUGGCCGGAAAGGCGGAGUCAGCGUGGACCUGGCAGAGGGAGCCUGAGGGGAAGGUAGCAGGGGGCGGAAGGGAGUCAUUAGAGCAGGUGUUUAAGGAGGCAGCGGCUGAGGAGAUCCAAGGGCCUGGGGCCAAAGAGGCUGAGAAGGAAGAAGAGGUGAUGGUAGUCCUAAGGGGUCUCCAGACCACAAGGGUACAGAAAACACAGGAGGCAGGGACAGAAUCUGGGGCUGGGGCAACUUCAGGCAGGGAGGAGGACAGGAUGGUCUCAGGCAGGGACGAGACUGGGAUAACCUCAGGUGGAGAGGAGGAAGCUAGGACAACCUCAGGCAGGGAGGAGGAGGCCGGGACAGCCUCAGGCAGGGAGGAGGAGGCCGGGACAGCCUCAGGCAGGGAGGAGGAGGCCGGGACAGCCUCAGGCAGGGAGGAGGAGGCCGGGACAGCCUCAGGCAGGGAGGAGGAGGCCGGGACAGCCUCAGGCAGGGAGGAGGAGGCCGGGACAGCCUCAGGCAGGGAGGAGGAGGCCGGGACAACCUCUGGCAGGGAGGAGGAGGCCGGGACAACCUCAGGUGGAGAAAAGGAGGCCGGGACAGCCUCAGAUGGAGAGGAGCCUGGGAUAACUUUAGGCAGGGUAAAGGCCAGGACAACCUCAGCUGAGAAGGAAGGUGGCUUCGUGGGAGCCAGGGAGGUAGAAUAUGGGGCAGUGGUCUCAGGAGAAAGGAUCUCAGAGGACACUGGGAUGACCAGGGCAUUAGGGGAGAGGGCCAGGAAAGACGGGGAGGAGGAGGCAGAGGAUAACAGAAAGGCUGAGAUGAGCUUUCCCCGCAAACAGACCCAGCCUCUGGGAACCGAGGGCAUGGAGGAAGCAGGGAAGGAUGAAACAGCAGGGAGGGAGCCUGUAGAAGGCCAGGGGUCAGAGGGGGAGGGAGAGGGGUUUGAGGUCCAGGCAGAUCAGGGAGGGGAAGAGGCUGAGGGGAGGCAAGCCUCAGUGGACAGGACUGCUUCGGGCAGCCUGGAGGAGGUGAUGCAGGCAGAGAAGACCAAAGAGGAGGAAGAGCGUUGCUGGAUGGCAGAGGCUGAGUUGCCCGUGAGCAAAGUGGCAAAUGAGGCUGAAGGCGAUGCUGGCUUGGAGGCAACCCCAGAGGCCAGCCUGGAGCAGGAGAUUAGGGAGCAGAAGAGUGAGGGGGAGGCUCUGGCAGGUGGAGAAGCACUGGCAUUGGAGUGCAGUGCCCAUGAGUUCGAGGUCACCGAAGGCCAGGACCCUCAGUUGAUGGCAGUCUCUCAGAUCCUUACAGAGCAGCCUGAGGAAGGACAGGGGCAUGAGGAAGAGCCCUGGGGCAUCCCAGCCCUGAACAAAGGGGAGGCAGCAAGGAGCCUGGAGGAAUACCCCAGGAUCGUGGCUUGUGGAAAGCCUGACCACUCCAGGACAGAAGCCCAGAGGAGGGACGUGGAGAGAGGGGAUUCCCAGAAACUAGCAGAUGCUGAAGAGGGGGAGGAGGAGGCCGAGGAGGCCGAGGGAGACCGAGAGUCUGUGUUCCCAGAUGUCCUGGAGACAGGCGGGGAGUGGAAGAAAGCUGAGGAAGCAGGGUGUGGAGCAGCCGAGGGAGAGGCCCCCGGAGCACAGAGCCAGGCCCUGGGUGGAAGGUUCGGCGCAGACGCAGGGGCAGGUGGGUCACUGGGAGAGUCAGGUGCCAGAGAAACCGAGGAUGAGGAGACAGAGGCCACGGUGCCCUGCCGGGCAGACACAACCCCCAGUGGACACUGGGGGCUGGAGGAGGCAGCUCUGAGCCUCCGGGAAGACACCGGGGCUGGUUGGUCGGCUGCUGAGAUAGUGGGGGAUCAGGCGAAUGGCAGGGCCCCCGCGGCUGGGGGAGGGCCCGAAAGAGAGGUUGGGGAAGCUUGGGAAUCAGAAGGGAGGCAGGAGGCUGGGAGAGGGGAAGAGCUGGUGGAGGCUGAAUGGGAAAAAACCCGAGGGGAGCCAGAGCCUGGCCCAGAGGGCUCAGCAGACGUGGAGGUAAAUGGCAGAGGGGGCCAAGCAGGGGCUUUUGAAGCCGGAGAGGGUGAGCCCAGGGGAGAUUGCGAAGAGGUCAGGGAAGCUGCAGGAGCAGAGGGAGGCAGUGGGAUGGAUGGCGCGACCUUGGGUUCUCCGGUGGCAGUGAGGGGAGAGGGGACCAUGGCCACAGGAGAGGCCGAGGGGCUCCUGGGAGGGCAGACGCUAUUGGAAAAGGAGGCUGAGGGUUGGCAAUGGGAGGAGCAGGGGCAAGGCAGUGAGGGGCGGCGUGGGGACCACCACCCUGAGGAAGAGGCACAGGGGCCCCUUGCUGGGGAGGAUGUUGAGCUGACUGAAGACCAGAGAGCAGAGGCCGAGGAGAUUGUUCCAGAAGGCCUGGAGGACAUCCGGGGCCAGGAGGACCAGCCAACAGACCAGGACCCUGCUGAGGCUGAGCCUGGGCCACGUGGGGAGACCGCAGGAAGGACUGGAGGGGAUGCUCAAGGCAGCUGGAGUGAGGCCCUGCUCCCCGGGUCUCGCCUGGAUGUCUCUGUCUCGAGGAGCCGUGUCCUCCUGUCUCGAAGCUCCUCACAGCGUCGCUCCCGGCCCUCUUUCCGACGGACCCCUGCUCCUGGGCAACAGGAGGAGCCUCCCAGCCCCCCACCCGAGGAAGAGCACUCAGCUCCUGAGCAGAGACUUCUCCAGACAGAGGAACCCCCAGAGGCAAGCCCCCCAAGGCCUGAAGGGACCCCACUGCCCACCAGGAGAAGGCCCCUGGGACACGGGUUUGGCCUUGCACACCCCGGUAUGAUGCAGGAACUGCAGGCCCGGCUGGGCCGGCCCAGACCCCAGUGAGCGCCCCGAGCCCCUGGGACCGGGCCCUGAAUGAUCCGCCCAGAAGAGUCCACCAAAUCCUGCUUGGCCUCUCGCCCUUCUGCCACUUUGGACACACCCUUUCCGCCCUCUGGGCCUUCGUUUCUUGGUAUGUCAUUCUGGGAGCAGACAGAAGCAGGCGUCUGUGAGCAGCUUGAACAUGAACGUGAACCGGAGGAGACUGACUCUGCUUUGUGGCUGAUGGGCUCCCGGGCCUGGUGGGACUGCGCCUCUCACGGCCUGUCCUGACCACCCCUCCAACUCGUCUCUUCGGGACUGAGGGGACAGGACAGUUCUCCUCACAGACUUCGCCCCCUGACCUCUCCGAGGUCCACACCGAGGCCUCCAGAGGGCUGUGAACCAGGAACGAAAAGCUCAGGGGUGGGCGGUGGCCUAGAGAAAAGGGGACAGGAGGCCCUUCGGAGCUCCCUCUGUGAUCAGAGGUUGAUGGGAGCCCAGCUACCCAGUUUGGGGGGAAGGUAGGCCAGGAGCCCCCGAAAGCUUGGAGCAGAGAGGGGUCCAAGGGUGGCCAGAGACUACAGACUCUAGCCAGGCCCUCUCAUCCCUUGGUGUCAGGUACCCCUUCUGUGAAAAGAAGCUGAGGCUGAGAGAGGAUGAGAGUGCUUUAUUCGGCAGCCCGCGUGGCAGACUAGCCUGAGGACAACUAGCAAUAAAUAAACCAUCAUUUUUCUAAACAAUAAAUAAAUAUCCAAGAAAUAAAUAUCCGGCAGGGCCUGGAGGGGCCUUAAGUUAUUGGGUGGGGGUUGGGUGGGAGGCCGGUGGAGUCCUGCCUUGUUGAAGGCAAACGAGCUCGGAGGCUGUCCCGUUGCCCUGAACCCAAGGGCAAAGGGAAGAGGCUGAGAAGUCACUCCGUCAGGGCUGGGAGCCGCUUGAUGCGCACCCCGAGGCUGGCGCUGGGGUUCCGGCUUGGGAGAGCAGGGUCAGGUCCCUCAUGGCCCGAGCCAAGACGAGCUCCAGGGAGUGCAGCAGCUGGUAGGUAUAGAGAAGCUGGGGCCAGGUCGGCUGCACCGACAUCUGCAAGGGACCGCUCGGAGCACCUGGGAGCAGCCCCUUCCUCCCAUUGUCUUCCUCCUCGGGGAGGCUGAGUCCGGCAGCCAGCACCUGUGAGGAAAGGCCCCGUGGGUCAGACAAUGGCCACGCGGAGACCCCGGCAAACCCUUGUUCCUUUCUGUGGCCGGAUGGUCCAGAAUGACAUCAUAUGUCACAAGGUCAUGAUUUCCCUGGACAGCCCCUGCUUCGGGUCUUCCAUUAUGUCAUCAUCUCAAGUGUCCUGCCUGAUUUUUUUGGAUGCAAGAGAAUGGAAGUCACGGAGCAAGAUGCCACCCAUGGAGCUGGCCCACCACCCCAGGAUUGUCCCGGGCAUUUGGGAUUCCCGGAGUUCUUCUCCUAAGGGUCAUUCUGAGAUCCGAAGUGGGCCGAAAGGUGGCAUAGCCAGUAUUCAUGCCGCUUACAUUUUCUGUUUUCCUCUUAUUAAGAAUAAAACACCUAUUUCCCUUGGAAA
Messenger RNA from Suricata suricatta (meerkat), 5017 nucleotides. RefSeq names its product apolipoprotein B receptor (gene APOBR). The record is from RefSeq and is a predicted model, not a curated record. Lineage: Eukaryota; Metazoa; Chordata; Mammalia; Carnivora; Herpestidae. Gene Ontology annotation, molecular function: very-low-density lipoprotein particle receptor activity. Gene Ontology annotation, biological process: triglyceride metabolic process; lipid transport. The coding region runs from base 58 to 3477 and encodes 1139 amino acids. Gene Ontology annotation, cellular component: membrane. The transcript has 4 exons.